Molecule: messenger RNA, 1143 nt
Organism: Saprolegnia parasitica CBS 223.65
Lineage: Eukaryota; Oomycota; Saprolegniomycetes; Saprolegniales; Saprolegniaceae
Exons: 2
Coding region: 1-1143 (380 amino acids)
Source: RefSeq, a predicted model, not a curated record
AUGGAAGAGAAGCUGGUCGUCGUCUGCCUCCUCGUGGGCACGGGCAAGAAGGAGGGCCCGUUCGUCGUCGUGACGUCGACGUCGGACCUCGUCGGCGAGCUGAAGCAGGCCAUCCUGCGCGAGAAGCCGCGGACCUUUGGCGACCUUGAGGCCGACGAGCUCGUGCUCUACCGCUGCCGCAACGUCCAGCCGCUCGACGCCAACAUUUUGCAAAAGCUGGAAAAGCCUGCCGCGCAGAUCGUGCUGCAGAUGCAAGUGGGCGGCCUCGUCGAGGAGAUGACGGUCUUCUCCAAGCUGCGCAAGUACUUUGAAGUGCGUCCGGAAGACGAGCGGAUUCACAUCCUCGUCAAGCUGCCGAUGGCCGCCGUGUCCAAGGUCGCCGCCGCCCGCACGACACGCAUGACCAGCAUCAGCAUCGACAAAAAGAUCAUCGCUGGUGUCGACACGGACGAAGAGCGAGCGAUGGCCCGCAUGGUCGCGCCGUCACCGUCAGCGUCCAUGGCCAUGCAAGAGCCCAAGAAGCGUGGCGCGGGCAAGCGGCUCACGGACAAGGAGCGCAUGGAGAUCCUCCAAGUCAUCGAAACCGGCACCAAAGUCACCCACGUCGAGCUCGCGCUCCGGUAUGGCAUCUCCGAGUCGGCGAUCCGCAAGCUGCGCAAGAAUAAGAGCGAGGUCCAGAAGCGCUACAUGCUCGGGAACAAGCACGUGCGGGACUUACGCCAGCGCGGCUCGAAGCUCGGGAACGCAGCCUUUGAGGACGAGCUGUACCGCGUCAUCUUUGACUUGCAGUCGCACGAGUCGCGCAUGAGCUCCACCUUUGUGCGCAAGAAGGCGCUCGAGAUCGCGCCCAAGUACAACAUGGUCGCGUUCAAGGCCAGCGCCGGUUGGUACCGUCGGUUUUGCUCCCGGUACCACCUCAACCCGGGCAACACGACUGCGCUGCAGCUGCAGGCGCUCGUGGACGAGGUCGCGGGCGAAGACGCGGUCCAAGCCGCCGUCCAAGCGCAGCAGCAUCUGAUCAACAUGCAGAUGAUGGAGAUGCAGUCGCACCAUUUGCAUGCGCACAUGGUGCACGACGUCAACGCGAGCUUGACGAUGGACCCGUCCGGCGACAUGGACCCCCGGCACGAGACAGUCAUUUAG